AUGGCUGGUCGGCAGAGAUUCUCCAGCAACAGAGGGCGAGUGCUGCUUUGCUUUCUCUUAGGGACCCUGUGGGAUGUCGGGUCCGGGCAGAUCCGCUACUCGAUGCCCGAGGAGAUGGAGAAGGGAUCUUUUGUGGGCGACAUCGCCAAGGACCUUGGGCUGGAGCCGCACAAGCUGUCGGAGCGCGGAGCCCGCAUAGUCUCCAGAGGUAAAAAACAAUAUUUUGCUCUGAAUGUAAAAAGCGGCAGCUUAGUUACAGCGGACAGAAUAGAUAGGGAGGAGCUGUGUGGGAAGGCAUCUGUGUGCACUGUAAAGACAGAGAUUCUACUAGAAGACAAAGUGAAAAUUUAUGAAGUAGAAGUGGAAAUAAUUGAUGUUAAUGAUAACAUCCCCAGCUUUGGAACAGAAGAAAGGGAAAUUAAAAUCAGAGAAAACACACUGCCAGGAAAAAAAUUUCCCCUUCCGGAAGCCUUUGAUCUAGACGUGGGAGUGAAUUCAGUGCAGAAAUACAGACUAAGCCCGAACCAUCACUUCUCUCUGCACGUACAAACCGGAAGAGAUGAUGCCAAGUAUCCUGAGAUGGUGCUGGAACAGACCCUGGACAGGGAAGAGAUAUCCAUUCAUCACCUUACCCUCACUGCCUCUGACGGAGGAAAUCCAUCUCGUUCUGCCACUGUGCUCAUCCUAGUGAUUGUCCUUGAUGCAAAUGACAAUGCUCCGGUGUUUACUCAGUUCCAAUACAGCGUGAGUGUUCCUGAGAAUGUGCCAGUGGGUACGUGUCUGCUCAGGGUGAAUGCCACAGACCCGGAUGAAGGAAUGAAUGGGGAUGUUUCUUAUUAUUUCCGGAAAAUUACCGAGAAAACCUCGCAACUAUUCGAACUGAAUUCUUUGACUGGGGAUAUAACAGUAUUGGGAAACCUAGAUUAUGAAGAAUGCAAUUUCUAUGAUAUAGAUAUUGAAGCUCAAGAUGGGGCUGGACUUCUGGACAGAGCCAAAGUUCUAGUCACAAUACUGGAUGUGAAUGACAAUGCUCCCGAAAUGACUGUGGCAUCUGUGUUCAGUCCAGUUCUAGAAAAUUCCGAAUCUGGCACUGUAGUUGCGUUUCUGAAAAUCCGUGACAGAGACUCAGGAGAAAAUGGCGAGGUUAUCUGUUAUCUUCAAGGAAAUAUCCCCUUUCAGUUAGAAUCCUCUUCUAAGAAUUUCUACAAGGUGCUGACAGACGGAGCUCUGGACCGUGAGCAGACCCCGGAGUAUAACAUCACUGUGAUUGCCACUGACAAAGGAAUCCCUCCUCUAUCCACCAAUAAAACCUUCAUUCUGCAUAUAGCAGACGUCAAUGACAACGCCCCCGUUUUCCUCCAACCUUCCUAUGUGGCUUAUGUUCCCGAGAACAAUCCUUCAGGUGCAUCUAUUUCCUGUGUCUCGGCAGUGGACCCAGACCUGGAGCAAAACGGUCGCUUAUCCUACUCCGUUGUCAGCAGUGACCUGGCCCCUCUGCCUCUCUCCUCCUAUGUGUCGGUCAGCGUCCCCAGUGGGGAAAUCUUCGCUCAGCGCUCUUUCGACUAUGAGCAGGUCAGCACCUUCGAACUGAUGCUGCAAGCCUGUGACGCUGGCUCCCCUGCCCUCUGCGACAAUGUCACCCUACGAGUGUUCAUAGUAGAUCGAAAUGACAAUGCCCCAAUUAUCCUCUAUCCGGCUUUGGAAGCUGAAGGCUCAGCCCUCUUUGACACCGUUCCUCGAUCAGCCGAAACCGGCUAUCUGGUCACCAAGGUGGUGGCUGUGGACUCUGACUCAGGACACAAUGCCUGGCUGGCCUACCGCGUGCUGCAGGCCACAGAUCCGGGGCUCUUCAGCCUGGGACUACGCACCGGAGAGGUUAGGACAGCGCGAGCUUUGGCUGACCGAGACUCUGCUCGGCACCGCCUGCUAAUCUCUGUGCAGGAUGGAGGCCAGCCCCCUCUCUCAGCCACUGUGACUCUUCAUCUGAUCUUUGCAGACAGUGUGCAGGAGGCUUUGCCAGAGAUGAAGGAGGAGCACUCAGAGAUACCAGACCCUCAGUCUGAACUACAAUUUUACCUUAUAGUAGCUUUAGCUUUAAUUUCCAUAUUGUUCCUGUUCAGCGUCAUACUGGCUACUGUCCUGUGCCUUCGAAAAUCCUCCAGUUCCAAGGUAUUAGGUUGUUUUCGGACAGAUCUUUGCUCUCAUCCUUCACCUGGAAGAAUCCCAAACUACAGCGAGGGUACUUUACCAUAUUCUUAUAAUCUGUGUGUGGCCUCCCAAUUGGGGAAAAUGGAAUAUAAUUUUCUCAAAUUGACUGGAGAUAUGUCUACUCCACAAGAUCUCCUCUUUAAUGAUAGUUCCAGUGGCCUGAAUAACAGUACCGGGGAAUCCAAAAUAAUUUCUGAUUUUCUCAUUUCUUCUCACGCCUCAGGGCGCCGCUGUUUACCAAUCAGGGAAAAUGAGAAAUGCAGUGAGAACUUCAGUCCUUCGUUCUCCGGUUUAAACUACACAAAGCCCCAGAAGCUUGCUCGCUUUCAGGGGCUGGACAGAUCAGCUGAGAUUCUGGCAAGUGCUGUUACUCACUUCUCAGGGGACAUAAGAGUUCAUCCGGACGAAGAGACUGAACAGAUACAGAAAAUUUCUUAG
Gracilinanus agilis (Agile Gracile Mouse Opossum) is the source of this 2646-nucleotide messenger RNA. Its product is annotated as protocadherin gamma-B1-like. Gene Ontology annotation, molecular function: calcium ion binding. The transcript is spliced from 3 exons. Gene Ontology annotation, cellular component: plasma membrane. The coding region runs from base 1 to 2646 and encodes 881 amino acids. Gene Ontology annotation, biological process: homophilic cell-cell adhesion. NCBI's taxonomy places the organism in Eukaryota, Metazoa, Chordata, Mammalia, Didelphimorphia, Didelphidae. The record is from RefSeq and is a predicted model, not a curated record.